This is a messenger RNA of Carassius gibelio (silver crucian carp), 1633 nucleotides long. RefSeq lists its product as uncharacterized. Bases 407 to 1426 code for a protein of 339 amino acids. The record is from RefSeq and is a predicted model, not a curated record. The transcript has 2 exons. NCBI's taxonomy places the organism in Eukaryota, Metazoa, Chordata, Actinopteri, Cypriniformes, Cyprinidae.
UCUACAUCAAUUAUAUAAACAUAAAUAUUCAAAAAUAUUCUGCUUCAAAGAAGAAUAAAAAAACUGAAAUUGAAUUGAAAUCAACAGGAUAAUGUUGCCAUAAGGGUCCUUAAUUAUGAAAUUGUAUGCCAUGCAUAACAUACUGUGGAUAGAAAUCACAGGGAAAGUUACUGGUAUGCUAAUGGCCUAGGUGCACAAGAUGGCGCUAAUGAGCUUCAGCGACGCGAGUGUGUGCAUACUUGUUUCCGGUCCUGCGACGCUCGCAUUUUCUAUAGAGGGUUUUCACCAACGUCACGUUCUGGGCGGUAACCCGGAUGCGCGGCCAUUGUGGAGGUACUCGGUGUAAAAAACUGAACGGAGUACAAUGGAGUAUAGUGCGCUUUGGAUACUUUAAGUGAAUGUAGCCAUGUCUAAACAACCGAAAAGUUCAACAAAACAUGCCCAAGAUGCAAAGGCAUAUAGGGAAGGACUUGGACCACAAGAAAAGGCGCAAUAUUUCGAGAAAUUACAAUUUAUUGGCGGUGCAGAUCCCUACAAGUUAGCUCCCUCUUCUUGGAUCCGUGAUGACCCGGUGAUUCUUCCUUCAGUUGCAUAUCCCGAUAUAGUCAACUACCUGGUUUUCUCGCCGAGCCCAUACACAGCGGAAGACCUUAAAUCCUACAAGGGUUUGGAAGCUUAUAACCAGAUGGUGUGUGGAUGGGUGAGGGAGACGCAGUACCAAGUUAUCAAUGACCGUUGUAUUGUGAAGGCCAAAGUACUCCAUUCUCAAUCAAUCCGAGAAACACCCCUCAAACCCUGGAUAAUCGCUGAGAAGUCUGGUCGUAUACUUGGAGCCCACUCCACAUGUAUGGCUGGCCUCGGAGAGACAUGCACACAUGUUGCUGCAUUAUUGAAGAAACUCAUUGAAGAAACAGUGAAGUUGAGGGUCUCAAAGACAGUGACGCAAGAAAAGGCAUACUGGCUGUUUCCUACUGCACUGUCAAAAGUGGAAUACAGGGAAUGCCAGAAGAUUGACUUCACUGUGACAAAGAGAUUUCAAGUAAAAGCUGGCAAGAUUAAUUAUUCUGCUCAUGGACAGUCACUUGAUGAACAAAGUGCUAGUGAUAUGUCUACUGAUACAGUUAUGAAAACACAACCACCAACCAGUGAUGAACUGUCAUCAUUAUUCAGUGCUCUUAGUGCAACUGGAUCAAAGUCUGCUAUUUUGUCCCUGAUUGAACCUUACUCUGACAGUUUUGUCCCCAAAGUGAUUGGAGAAAACUUCCCUCCUGUGUUGACUGAUUUGAGAAAGGAUGAAGCAGUUCACAAGGACUAUAGUGAUCUGUUGUCCAUGUGCAAAGAUGUUGACCUUUCAGUAUCAGAGGAGCAAGCAAAGGCAGUUGAGGCCGCUACAAGGGAUCAAGCCUCCUCUAAACUGUGGUUUUGAUUUCAUGCUGGUCGAAUUACAGCAUCUAAAAUGAAAACUGCAUGUUGCACUGAUCCAAAACAACCAUCACAAAGCUUUAUCAAAAGUGUGUGCUAUCCUGAGUCAUACAAAUUCACAUCAAAAACCACUACCUGGGGAUGUAAUCAUGAGAAAUUAGCACGUGACAUGUUUAUAGAUGUACAUAAGGAAUCUCAUGAAAAUGUUAAA